AUGUUUUGCCUUGCUCAAGAGGUGUGUAUAGCAGGUGCCGCACAGCAAUUUGAUAUUGACUCAUUCUUUACAGUCGGGAUAUUGCGUGAUCUAUCGACAGAUAAUCAAUGUAAUUUACACUUUUUAUUGGGACCAAAUAUCGCCCGACGUAUCCGUGAGGAUCCCUCGAUUAACGGUACAUUGAAUUUAUUCGAAACAUUAUUUGAUCAACAAAAAAUUUCCUGUCAAGAUUUCACAUAUUUAAUUAAGGCAUUUGAAUCUAUUAAAUGCUUGGAAGCUGCAGAUCGUUUAAAAGAACAUCAACAAGCUGAACAAUCGAGGCGAAGAGCCUUGUCAACAAAUUCUACAAACACCGCUGCACUACCAACAAUAACUGAACUAAUUGCUGACAACUGUGUUACAGACAAAUAUCGAAGUUCGCGAACACUGAAUCUCACGUGUGGAACUAACCGACAUCAGAAACCAUCCGGACGAGCCAAAAUUGCGAAUCAACAGAAUAACAUCUAUAGUAUACAGUCAGUGUAUAAUCAAAAAGCAAUAGAUUUAACAGAUGGAUCAUCGAGUAAUACUAUUAAAUUUCAACAAUGGGAUCGAUUCAAUGAAAAUAACAACCAACAUUUUAAAUUAAUACACAGCGGUGAAGGUCACUAUUGUCUAAUCGAGAGUCUACCAAGCGGAAAAGCCUUAGAUAGUAAACUUAUGAAGAAUGCCGUAAGUCAAUCAGAAAUUAGUCCGAAAAAUUUGAACAAUCAGUUGUGGCAAUUCAUAGAAGUAAUUAACACUACGUUAUAUGAAAACAUUUGGGGGAAUUCAAAUUCUAAUGGUAAAUUCAUUAGCAGCGUUGAUCUUUCAGAUUCAUUCAGUCUCUUUACUGCAAGUCUAGCUUAUGCGUGUCUUAAAGUUGUUGGAGGCGAUGGUGGCGAACCGUUUGACGAUUCGAAAACCCCCGGAUUUACGUACUAUCAUUAUUGUAGUUCGGUUCAUAUCUGGUGGACUGACUGGAUAAAUUCGACACAGUUUACUUAUUCGUCUUCUACUCAAAUCAUUGAAGCAGAUCGUCGAGGAAACGUAGGCGACAUGUAUCAUAUUUUUAACGUAUCAGAAAGGAAUAAAGACGAACGAAUCAAUAGAAUUGAUAUUUAUAGUGGUGAACGAUAUAUUUCAAAUGGACAUAAACCAAAUACUCCAACCAAAAUCAUUGUUGGUAUACAGUUUUAUACAACACAUAAUAAUUCAAGUCCCUUUUACGGAAGUAAACGAACUGAUGAUGCACACGAUAUAUUGACAUAUGAUGGUUAUAUUCUAGGAUACGUAAGAGGCAAAUCUUGUAAGGUUUGUUUUAUUGAUCAAUUGCAGUUUAUUUGGCAUAAAAUUUGACUUUCGUUUGUGUUACUAGACUUCUUCUGAAAAUAAUCUACCUUCAACUCUCGUUCGCUUUUUUACUUUCAUCAAUUUCAUAUGCUAGCACUAGUUUUGUAUUGUGCAAAGCCGAUGGUUUCCAUAUAUUUUGAUUUCUAUCAGCGGAAUUACUCAUGGUCGAUUAUCUGGCACGCGAGGAAAUGUUGGUGAGUAAA
Didymodactylos carnosus is the source of this 1574-nucleotide messenger RNA. NCBI's taxonomy places the organism in Eukaryota, Metazoa, Rotifera, Eurotatoria, Philodinida, Philodinidae. The record is from the annotation of a GenBank genome assembly.